Messenger RNA from Charadrius vociferus (killdeer), 2505 nucleotides. Its product is annotated as inner centromere protein-like. Bases 1 to 2505 code for a protein of 834 amino acids. Lineage: Eukaryota; Metazoa; Chordata; Aves; Charadriiformes; Charadriidae. The transcript is spliced from 17 exons. Gene Ontology annotation, cellular component: chromosome passenger complex; meiotic spindle midzone; kinetochore. Gene Ontology annotation, molecular function: protein serine/threonine kinase activator activity. The record is from RefSeq and is a predicted model, not a curated record. Gene Ontology annotation, biological process: mitotic cytokinesis; positive regulation of protein serine/threonine kinase activity; metaphase chromosome alignment.
AUGGCGGAGGCCGACGGUCCCACGCAGCUGCUGGAGGUGUGCGGGCAGAGGCUGUCCCGGUUCCUCCAUAACGCCAAGCACAAGCACUUGGCCUGGCUGCGCGAGGCGGAGGAGCAGGGCCUGCGGAUGCUGGAGAGCAACUUUGGGGCUGAGCCUGAAUUAAUGUCCAAAACACCAUCACAGAGGAGGCAUCCCAAGAAAAGGCGGUCCUCCUGCCUGAAAGACGAAAAUAAGGAGCCAAACAGGAGGAGGUUGUCCAGAAGGAGAAGUGGCGUCAAGCCAGUGUCUUCCAAGCCAAGUUCCCAAAAGCGCGACAGCAAAGAGCAACCCCGGAACCUUGGCUGUCAGGGGGAAGAGGUGUCCGUGCCUGACUGUGCGAUGAGGUCUCAGGCCAGUGUUAGAACCGAGCUCCCCGCACUGGCUGGGAAAGGGCCAGCAGAGGGUCCCGUGGCGCAGGUGGAUUGUCAGGACUGCCCGCAGGGUCCCGGUAGCAGUGACACCGCCUGUAAGGCUGUUACGGGGGAGCGAUUGCCCAAGGGGGACGCAGCCACUGAGCUGCAUGACAUGUCUUCUGUCACCGCCGUCCCUGGUGGCCAGACAGCAAGCGAGGGGGAGGAGGCGGCCCCCAAAAGAAGAACAAGUACCUCCACUCCCAAGGCUGCUAGAAAUGGAGAUCCUGCUGUGCUCCAAGGAGAUCAGCCUCCUCAAGGCCUCAAAAAGGUGCUUUGCCAGGACUCUGACUGCAAAAUGACUACAGUGAGUUCCAAAAUGCGCUGUUGCUCUGGACGCCGGAGCCUUGUGGGAGGCUCCAACAAAAACCAUAGGACCUCCUUGGCAGAAAAAUAUUCGCUGGCCCGCAAAAGGGAGAGCAUGAUCCGGAGGUCUAUCAGCAGGGCCAUUUCGAAGAAGGCAGCAUCUCGAGAAUCAUCCUCUGCCUCCAGCAGAGUGAGCUGUCAAAGCUCCUUGGAGGUUUUUGUGGAAGAAGAGGCGACCAGCAGCGUGAGACCUGGACUGGAACUGAAUCCCCCAAGUGAAAAGACUGCUGAAGAUGUCCUCAUUUCAAGCAAAAGUACAGAAGCUGCCAGCCCUCCUGCACAGCGCUUGCCUCCUCCUGAGCAACAGGCAGGGAACAGCGAAGGGAGCUGUGUAAAUCCAAACGGCGGACCCCAGAACAAGAACCAGGAACAACCCCACUGUGCCAAGUCCCAGGAGAAUCCCCCACGCAUCUGGACAAGAAGCUACAAACAAGCAAUGGGCGUGAUGUGGAACGGGCAGCAGCCAGGGCGUCAGGCCCUUUUCCCUUUGGAUGAGAAGCACAAGAGUUCAGCAAACCAGACUCCAGCUUCUUCCUCUCCAGCUAGCAAGGUUGUUAGACCAUUGAAAAACUUCCUGCAGGCUGUGCAGCGAAACCAGCUGCUCGCGAGCCCGGGGCCCACAGGACGUGGGGGUGUCAUAAAGAACUUCAUCAAACGCAAUACUCCCACCCGACCUGAUCUUAAGGAGAAGGAGCGGCAGAGACUGGAAAGCCUCAGGAAGAAGCAGGAGGCUGAGGAACAGAGGAAAAAGAAAGUGGAGGAGGAGAAGAGACGGCGGCAGGCAGAAAUGAAGCAGAAGAGGGAAGAGCGCCUGAGGAAGGCGCUGCAGGCUCGGGAGCGGGUGGAACAAAUGGAAGAAGAGAAGAAAAAGCGGAUGGAGCAGAAGAUCUUACAGAACGAUGAUAAGGUGCGCCUCUCACAAGGGCGGGAAGAGAAAGCGGCAGAGGAGUGGAGCAGGAAAAAACUGUCGAAGAAGCACGGGGAAGCUGAUGCACAGAAGCAGAAAGUGCCGAGGGUGGAGGAAGAUGAAUUUGAGCAGCAGGAACCACUGCAGAAAGGGAGAGAGGAUGAAGGAAAGGGAAAAGGAAAGAAAGUCUUGGAACUGAAGAACCUUGUAGAGCAGCAACAGGUGGAACAAGUGAAGGAGAGGUAUUGGUCUGUCUCUAAGCCCCCCCACGCACAGCCGGAGUCAGCAGCAUUUACUGAAAAACACUUAAAGGAGGAAGAUGGUCUGCAGGAGCCCCGGCAGCAGCUGAGAGAGAAGAAAAUCAAGCAACCAGAAGCACUGACUCCUGCCUCUGGCACAUGGCUGAGCAAAGCUGUAAAGAAACCUCUCUCCCCAUCCUGCUCAGUGACCCCGAAGGGCACAGAGGAGUCCAGAUCCCCGAAGGUAAAUGAAAAUGACUACGGGAUGGAUCUGAGCAGUGAUGACUCCACAGAUGACGAGAAUGAGCCUCGGAAGCCUGUCCCUGCCUGGGCUGAUGGGUCUCAGCUUAAUCAAGCCAUUUCGCACCAAUACUAUCACUUGGUGAACGCUGACCAAAUCUUUGGGCUAAUUCCAAGACCUAAGCUGGAGGAUAUUUUUGGCAAGAGCAAGCCUCGGUACUUCAAGCGCACGAGCUCAGCGGUUUGGCAUUCCCCGCCUGGGACCCAAUCUACCUGUGGCCCAUCUUGCAACUUCAAAUGCUGA